Messenger RNA from Colletotrichum destructivum, 1062 nucleotides. RefSeq lists its product as uncharacterized. The record is from RefSeq and is a predicted model, not a curated record. The coding region runs from base 1 to 1062 and encodes 353 amino acids. Lineage: Eukaryota; Fungi; Ascomycota; Sordariomycetes; Glomerellales; Glomerellaceae. The transcript is spliced from 3 exons.
AUGUCCGGCUCCCCGCCCGGCGUGGAGGAGGAAAAGAGGGUACAACCCCCGGUUGGAGAAGAGCCAAAGGAAAGAGGACGGGAGGCGACCAAGUCUCUUUUAACGACGUGCUGCCACUGGGACGUUGGGGAACGCUCUUCAUCGUCGUCGACCUUGCUUGUAAGUAUCCGUAUGAAGAGUCUGCAACGGAGGAGAGUCCAUCAACAGCCUCCAACAGGGGCGCAGCCGAGGGCUUCUCUCGGAAUCCUGAAUCGAACCUCUGAUACAUCUGGCCGCAGCUGGGUGCUGGCGGUCAACCUUGUUCUUGACAAGUUGAUCAUUCCGCCGGCAUAUGGCGUGGCACAAGAUGUGUCCCAAAGGGCUCGACUUACGUCAAGGCUGGAUCGACACGCCCGCCUGAAAUCCGACCGUGUGACCGCCGGCCUUCUUCAUGAGUUCACAAGCUGCUCACUCACUUUCUUCUUAGUAGAUGUCAACGGCGAUGAGUACAACUACGACAGUAACGACGACCAUGACACUGACGAAGAUAGCGUGCUCAUCACCAGCACGUACGUAUACGUUCUUGUGGUCAUGACAGACCCCCCCUUUCAUGUUGUUUUCGCGAGCGAGCGAGCCAGACCGACCCCUGCCCUGGGGAUAGCCUCCUCUGCGUCUCGUGAUAUCGAGGUUGGCCCCCAAGCUGCGCGUCUUGGAAGCGGCAAAUCAGAGAUGGCCGACGACGCACCCUCUCCGCCCCUCCCCUUCCCAAGGACGGCUUCAAAAGGCCAACCUGCUUUUUCAUGCCAUUCUCUUGGCUUGCCGGUUGUCCAGGCCUUGCCAUACACCCCGACCAUUCUCACCAGUCAGCACCCUAAGUUUAACUCGAUUUACCAGGCUGGGAAUGCAAUUUACCGGGUCCCUGAUCCUCCGACCCAAGCAGUCGGUACCCAAUGGCAGACGACAGAGUGCGAUAGCCCUCAAGCCACAAUCAAAACCCAAGACCCCCCCUUUCACCCGGCCGAGGUGGGCCGCCUCUCAUUGCUUUCACACCGCUUAGAUGGGCUAUACGCUGCCCAGCUGUAG